AUGCCGGUACCCGAACGCGAACCCCCGUCUCCGGACUCCCAACCCUCCAAGCGUGCUCGCCAAUCAUCCGCCGACCAUGGCUCCCCGGCGUCACUCGGCUCGGCCGCCGGCGCGGCGUCUCCGACGGGCGAGCUAGUCCACGACGGCCCGCCGAGCCACGGGGCCCCUGCCGGCUCCGCUGCGGGGGGCAGAAUCGGCCAGAGCAGCAGUUUUCGAAACGUCAGCGCAUGCAACCGCUGUCGCUUGCGCAAGAACCGCUGCGACCAGCGGCUGCCGAGCUGCACGAGCUGCGACAAGGCUGGGGUUGCCUGCGUCGGGUACGACCCCAUCACCAAGAGGGAGAUCCCGCGGAGCUACAUCUUCUAUCUGGAGAAGAGGGUCGAGCAGCUGGAGGGGCUCCUGGGCACGAACAACAUCCCGUUCCCCCCCGCGCAAGAUCUGGACUACAGCUCCAAGUCUGCAGCUAACGGGGGUGCUAUCGGUCUCCGGUCACCUGCGGAAGGGCCCCAGUCGGCCCACUACUGGGAUGCCGCGGACGCUGCGAGUGGCGGUGGGAGGGGGGAGACCGGCGGUGAUGGCGCUAGUAGUGGUGCUGGCGCCAGCGGCGGCAUAAACAACAAUGGCAGCAGCAGCAGCAGCAGUAGUAGUGCUAGACUGCAAAGGAUCGCCUCGAAACCCGGCCCGGCUGCCGGCUCGGGGUCCUCCCAGGAUCGGUAUCUCGGCUCGACAAACGGCAUCUCCUUUGCGCGCGUGGUGUUCGCCGCUGUGCAGUCAUCCGUCACGGAUCAAAAGUCGAAUCCGGACCGGGCAGCAGUGCGGCCAUAUGCCAGGGCUAGCUUGGGAGGGAAUGGUGCAAGCAAUGGCGUUGCCCCAACCGCGGCCGCGGGGACCAGUGCCCGGUCUGGGACGUCGAUGCGGGAAUCUUUCUUCGGGCUUCACACCAAGCCCACGAUCCACCCGGCAACGUUCCCCGAUCGACCUCUUGGCUUGAGGCUGAUCAGUCUCUACUUUGAGCACGCGAACCCGCAAAUACCUGUCCUACACAAGGGCGAGUUCAUGGAAAUCUUCGAUGGGGCGUAUGCCGACGAGAUUCGAGGGCGUGGACCACACGAACUGUACGUGUUGAACAUGGUGUUUGCAAUAGGGGCCGGGAUUCUGGUGGGCGACUCGAAAGGCGAGCCGCCGUUAGCGGCAGAUGUACCACCAGGGCCCAGGCAGUGUCAGCCGGAAGAAUACCAUGCCAGUGCCAUCGUACAUUUUGAGACUUGCCUUGGGACCAGCGGAGGUCUGGAGGACUUGCAGAUGGUCCUCUUACUAGCCAACUUUGCGCUGCUGAGACCUGUACCCCCUGGACUGUGGUACAUCAUUGGUGUGGCCGUGAGGUUGGCUGUCGAUCUGGGUCUGUAUUAUGAAGACGGCAAAGACCAAGACAUCGCCAGCCACGCUGGUGCCCAACAGACAGAGGCUAUGGCCAGGGAAAGGGGGAGGCGAGAAUACGUCCGGGAUCUGAGGCGCCGGCUUUGGUGGUGCACCUACUCGCUCGACCGUCUGGUCAGUCUCUGCGUCGGCCGGCCGUUUGGCAUUUCCGACCAGGUCGUCACGACCGAGUUCCCCUCGCUCUUGGAGGACCGUUUCAUCACGCCGAACGGCAUCGAGCAGCCGCCCCCUGACCUGGCGCGGCCGAGUUACAAGUUGGUUGCGCAGCACUAUUUCCGCCUCAGACUCUUGCAGUCGGAGGUCAUCCAGGUGCUGCAGUUCCGCCAGGCCCAGGGAGCCUGGGCCAAUGGGAAGGGUUGCCAGAACCCUUACAUGCACUCGGAUUUGCCGUCGCCGUUUCUGUCCAAGUUCGACUCGUUCCGUUCGUGGCGCAUCGAUAUCGACAGGAGGUUGUACGAAUGGAAGAAUUCGGCGCCCCGAAGCGAAGACACGGGCGUGGCGUUUUCGGUCGACUUUUUGGGUCUGAACUACUGGCAGGCGAUCAUCCUGCUCUACAGGCAGAGCCUGAGCGUGCCGACCGUCUUUGAGGGCGAGUAUGAUACCACGAAGGAGGUGAAUAGCCCGGCGGUGUACAACGCUGAGCUUAGGGAGGACGAGGACAGGGUGUAUCUGAAGGUGGCUGAGGCCGGGCAGAAGAUCUUGCGCUUGUAUCGCCAGCUGCACUUGAAGGGGUUGGUUAACCACACGUACUUGACGACGCACCAUUUGUUUGUGGCUGGCAUAUCGUAUCUCUAUGCGAUCUGGCAUUCUCCGAUUGUCAGGAGCCGUUUGACCAUGGACGAAGUAGACUUUACCAUUCUCGCAGCGACAUCCGUCUUCAACGAUUUUAUGGACAAGUGCCCGCCCGCCGAAGCGUGCCGCGAUGCGUUCGACCGAACGGUCAAGGCCACGCUCAGGAUGGUAAACGCAUCUGGAGGAUUCGGCCAACAGUAUCCUUCCGCACAUGGCAGCGCAGCCACCAGCGCCGUCAACAGCCCUGAUAUCAACCGGACCGACUGGAGUACACGCGGAGACAACGUAUCAAUACUGAAAACACCCCAACGCACCCGCCACCACCGCCAGUCACCAUCCAUGGACCAGCUGCCUACUGGCAUAUCUGAUCCUUACUCUACGGCCCCAACCCUCUUGAAUGCCUUCCAGAAGGGGGCACAGUAUCGCUUGCCGGGCGGAAGCAUGAUCAAGGCCGAGCCUGAACCCUUCUCCCACGUCCGCAACCUACCGAUCCCAGCACUUAGAAGUAACACCGCCGGUUCUGCCGACAACACCAUCAUCAACAAUACACCCACCACUCCCAACGCCACAUCGGCCAUUGACCAGGCACAACUAAUCACCUCUCCCUCCGCAUUGCAACAGGGACCAUUACCACCACUACCACCCCCGCAACUGGGGUCUGCAUCAUCACAAUUAGGUUCGCCACUAGCUGAGAUGGCGACUACAGCAACCGCCACCGGCGGAUUCCUCACACCCCGACGUCAACAACAACAACAACAACAACAACAACAACAACAACAACAACAACAAUUCAGCCCCGGGCCGAUGACCUUCACCGAUCUACAGGGGGGCAUCGAUUUCCUCCAAAGUAUCGACUCAACCGACAACGUCAGCGUCGCCAGCGGCGGUCCUGCCGUCUCUGCUUCUUCUGCGUCUGGUAUCCCUGUCGGUAGUGGCGGUGGGAUAGAUAGUACUGGUGCAGGGAGUGUAGGCGGGGGAAGUGAUGGCGUCAGCGCGAUGGAGGGUGUUGAUUUCGGUGGGAGUUCUGGUGCCGGUGCUGGUGGUGCUGGUGGUGGGGGGUUGGAUACCACACAUAUGGAUUUUGGGUUUGGAUUGGGUUGGGAGGGGCUGUAUCAUGAUUUUGGGGGUGGGGGGCAGCAGUUGGAUUUGUUUGAUGGGUUCUUUUUUGGUGGGGGCGGCGGAGGAGGUGCUGGGGGGAAUGGAGCUGGAGGUGGAGGUGGUGCUGGGAGUGGGGGUGGGUGA
Messenger RNA from Dichotomopilus funicola, 3471 nucleotides. Its product is annotated as fungal-specific transcription factor domain-containing protein. NCBI's taxonomy places the organism in Eukaryota, Fungi, Ascomycota, Sordariomycetes, Sordariales, Chaetomiaceae. Gene Ontology annotation, molecular function: zinc ion binding; sequence-specific DNA binding; DNA-binding transcription factor activity, RNA polymerase II-specific. Gene Ontology annotation, biological process: DNA-templated transcription; positive regulation of transcription by RNA polymerase II. The record is from RefSeq and is a predicted model, not a curated record. The transcript has 2 exons. Bases 1 to 3471 code for a protein of 1156 amino acids.